Blumeria graminis f. sp. triticale is the source of this 936-nucleotide messenger RNA. The record is from the annotation of a GenBank genome assembly. NCBI's taxonomy places the organism in Eukaryota, Fungi, Ascomycota, Leotiomycetes, Helotiales, Erysiphaceae.
AUGGCCGCCAUCCCCAAUAGUUCCCCCGUGCUCGAGCGGAAGCCUAUCAAGUUUAGCAAUUUAAUAUUGGGGGCAAGUCUUAACUUGUUCGAAGUUACGACAUUGGGUCAACCUUUGGAGGUCGUCAAAACGACCAUGGCUGCCAACCGGGGUGAUACUUUUAGUUGUUCCCUCGGUAAAGUUUGGAGUAGAGGCGGUGUCCUAGGCUUCUACCAAGGUCUUAUCCCAUGGGCCUGGAUCGAAGCGUCCACCAAGGGUGCAGUGUUGCUAUUUGUUGCAUCUGAGGCAGAAUAUUUUGCACGCACCUUCGGUGCCCGUGACUUUACCGCCGGAAUCGCCGGUGGUGUUGUGGGUGGAGUAGCUCAGGCUUACGCUACUAUGGGGUUCUGUACAUGCAUGAAAACGGUGGAGAUCACCAAGUCUAAGCUCGCCGCAACUGGUGUCAAACCUCCGGGCACUUUUUCUACAUUUGCCGACAUUUACCGAAAAGAUGGUAUCAAAGGUAUUAACAAAGGUGUUAAUGCCGUGGCAAUUCGACAGAUGACAAAUUGGGGUUCCAGAUUUGGACUGAGUCGACUGGCAGAGCAGGGGAUACGAAAAGCAACAGGUAAAGAAAAUGGCGGUAGCUUAAGUGUAUGGGAAAAAAUCCUUGCUAGCACUCUCGGCGGUGGUCUAAGCGCUUGGAACCAGCCCAUCGAGGUCAUUCGCGUCGAAAUGCAAAGCAAAAAGGAGGAUCCGAACCGACCCAAAAAAAUGACCGUGGCAAACACUGCUCAGUAUAUAUACAGCAACAACGGCCUCAAAGGUCUGUACCGUGGUGUAGCACCACGUAUUGGGCUAGGUGUAUGGCAGACCAUAUGUAUGGUUGCCAUGGGUGACAUAGCCAAGACAUACGUGGAAAAGCUCACUGGUGAAAAAGUCACCGCCAAGCACUAA